Molecule: messenger RNA, 951 nt
Organism: Vicia villosa (hairy vetch)
Lineage: Eukaryota; Viridiplantae; Streptophyta; Magnoliopsida; Fabales; Fabaceae
Exons: 2
Coding region: 1-951 (316 amino acids)
Source: RefSeq, a predicted model, not a curated record
AUGGCCAAUACGAGACUUACAAUUGACGCCGCCGCCGCAGGUGGCGCACUGAUGGAUAAAGAAUAUGUCGAUGCUUACGCACUUAUUAAGAGUAUGGCUCAAAACCAUUAUCAAUGGGGAAGCGAGAGAGCUCAGUCAGAGAAAACUUUUGGAGAGAAAUCUUCAACGAAGAGUGGUAUGUACGAGAUAAGUAACCUCGACCGCGUUAACGCCAAAGUUGACGCCCUAACUCCGAAGAUCGAAAACCUCAUUGUAGCACCUGUAGCCGCAGUGGCUGCUGUUUCCCCAAAUUGUGAAAUAUGCGGGAUGUCUGGACAUGCUGCCCCCGAGUGCCAUCUUUUGACAAGAGUUUCCCCCGAACCAGUAAACUAUGCUCAAGGAAACCCUUACUCAAACACAUAUAACCCAGGAUGGAAGAAUCACCCUAACUUCUCGUAUAAGAACAAUAAUGCUUUGUACACACCUGGUCAAGCACCUAGUGUACCACCUGGAUAUCAAAAGGCACCCUUCGCUGCUCCUAACAUCCCCAGGAAGUCUAACUUAAAAGUAAUGAUGGUGGCACAACAACAAGCACCUACUGCCGCACCUCCUGGGACAUUUCCUGGACAACCACAACCUAACCCAAAAGGACAUGCUCAUGCUAUUAUUCUGCGAAGUGGUAGAGAGAUGGACGAACCGACUGACCCUAGGUUUAAAAACCCUGCUAUGUUCCAAAGCCCUAGUAAGACAACUGAGGAGGAAAGUAGACCCAAGGAUAAACCAAGUGAUACGAAAGAGAAAGAGGACAAGGAAGGCGAGACGGAGGAAAAAGAGGCGCCAUACAUACCUCUACCCCCUUAUAAACCACCUAUCCCGUACCCUCAAAGAUUCGAGAAAUCUAAAAGCAUAGGGCAGUUUAAGAAAUUUGUCGAACUUCUUAAACAGUUGAACAUUACAAUUCCGUUUACAUAA